GACCGACGAAAUAAAAACUGGGUGAACACUACUGAGUUGGUGUGCAGUCAGCCUACAAGCUACUCUAAACUAUAACCCAGUCUCAGUCUUUUAAUAGUCCCUUCCCAGUGGCCUCUGAAAAUGAUGCUCUUUCUAGAAAUCUUUUGCACAUAUUUGAUGAUGAGUUUCACAUUAGCACUGUCACUACCAGCAAGUGAUGGUGGAGAUUUAACCAGCAGUGGCCCUUGUUCACUGAACUGUAGCAAUAUAAUAAAUAGCUCAACCAAUACAGGAGUACAAUACUCACUCUUAACUUCAAGUAGCUUUUAUACACCGGGUUAUCCCAUCAGAGUUAGUAUCCAAUCAACAGCUUGCUUAAAAGAUUACGAUCAGAGCCUGACGGUUGGCCCUUCCUGGUACAGAAUCGAGGCUCUUUAUGAUGAUGAGGAUGAAGACUCAGAGAGAGAAGCACUGGGAUCCUUUACAAUAGCAGAAAACAUGGAAGAAGCCAGCCACUGCAGCAAGAGUGUUGUAUUUCAAAGCAUCAAACCAUCAUUACUGGACUUGCCUGCAAGCUUCUACUGGACACCCGAAAGGUAUUCGCAUUGCAACGAAGAGACCAAGAAGCCUGUUUGCUUCAGGGCAACAGUUCAGCAUCACGGUGACCCACACUGCCAGACCACUGAAAUAUGCGUCCAAUUGACCAACGAUACAAUCAACUGUCCAGAGAUCCCUUCAGUUAGCCCGACUAGCACUGUUCCCAGUAAUAUUACAUCAGUGACUCCAUCAGUCACUCCCACACCAAGUCAAGACAGAAUUGAUCAAUGUAUGAAACGUUGGGGCUGUGAGAGUGCUCGGCCCAAUGAGUUCUGUGGGAGCAAUGGAAUGACCUUUCAAAGUCGCUGUCUUUGGAGAAGAUACAAGUGCAUACACCAGGUUGACAUCACAAUAACUAGGGGAGCUUGCCCAACAUCAUCAUCUACUCCAAGUCCUACUCCCACUCCUACUCCCACUCCUACACCGGUACCGAUUGUCACCCCACAGUGCAAAAGGAUAUACGAUAUUGUUAAAAACAUCAAAAACGAGUGGCAUCCACAGUGCACUAAGAAGGGAACUGCCAAGCCAGUUCAGUGUCAUAGAAAACCCAACGGUCUGCUGGAGUGCUGGUGCUCAAGGGAGAAUCUCUCGGAAAAGAGUGGGACAAGGAAAAACAUCGCCGACUGCAACUCACCAAUUGAUUUGGAUUGCUGGGAGUUCUAGACAAAGAUACUUAUCCUUUUUUGGAUGAAAACUAGUCAUCAUCAACAACAACAACAACAACAUUGCUAUUAUUAUUAUUAUUGUUAUUAUUAUUGUUUUAUAUUUAGCAUUAAUUUUAUGUAUCGCUUAUCUACUGACUCAAUCUGUAUACUAGAACCUUCUAUCUCUCUCACUCAAUACAUGUAGCAUUAUUAUUAUUAUUAUUAUUAUUUUUCAUUAUUAUUAUUAUUAUUAUAGUUUGGCAAGUACAUAUGUAACAUACUAUAA
Molecule: messenger RNA, 1506 nt
Organism: Amphimedon queenslandica
Lineage: Eukaryota; Metazoa; Porifera; Demospongiae; Haplosclerida; Niphatidae
Exons: 8
Coding region: 121-1239 (372 amino acids)
Molecular function (GO): protein binding
Source: RefSeq, a predicted model, not a curated record